Molecule: messenger RNA, 500 nt
Organism: Hypanus sabinus (Atlantic stingray)
Lineage: Eukaryota; Metazoa; Chordata; Chondrichthyes; Myliobatiformes; Dasyatidae
Gene: snrpe
Product: small nuclear ribonucleoprotein polypeptide E
Exons: 5
Coding region: 79-357 (92 amino acids)
Biological process (GO): spliceosomal snRNP assembly; mRNA splicing, via spliceosome
Cellular component (GO): U1 snRNP; U4 snRNP; precatalytic spliceosome
Molecular function (GO): RNA binding
Source: RefSeq, a predicted model, not a curated record
ACGUCCCAGAACCCUUCGCAGGGGUGAGAGGUCACGGCACGCCAGCGCGCCAUUUUGUAACGAGGCGGAGCGGUAGCGAUGGCGUACCGGGGCCAAGCGCAGAAGGUUCAGAAAGUGAUGGUGCAGCCCAUCAACCUUAUUUUCAGAUACCUUCAGAAUAGAUCUCGAAUUCAAGUAUGGCUAUAUGAGCAAGUCAACAUGAGGAUAGAAGGCUGUAUAAUCGGGUUUGAUGAAUACAUGAAUCUCGUUUUGGAUGACGCAGAGGAGAUUCACAUGAAAUCAAAAGCCAGGAAACCACUGGGUCGUGUUAUGCUGAAAGGGGACAACAUCACCUUGCUACAGAGUGUCCACACCUAGAGAUGCCACCAGAAGAAUAACUUCUUCAGAGUGUAGUGAAUAAAUUUUGUAUGUUUCUGUAGCAUUUUUGACAUGAUGGACAAACAGAGCUAAAAUUGUAAUGUUUUUUUUAUUUUUAGGAAAUAAAAACUUUGGAACCAGUU